Messenger RNA from Drosophila rhopaloa, 2194 nucleotides. RefSeq names its product involucrin (gene Ndc80). NCBI's taxonomy places the organism in Eukaryota, Metazoa, Arthropoda, Insecta, Diptera, Drosophilidae. The transcript has 4 exons. Gene Ontology annotation, biological process: attachment of mitotic spindle microtubules to kinetochore. Bases 101 to 2131 code for a protein of 676 amino acids. Gene Ontology annotation, cellular component: Ndc80 complex. The record is from RefSeq and is a predicted model, not a curated record.
CAACCAACUUCACGUUGAUGCGGAAUUUAAAAUUAGCGCGACGCGGCAAUUAACAAAAUACAAAUUUAAUUCCAAAAAGGUUGUUAUUUAUUUGUCCAGAAUGUCGCAUAUGUUGCCCCGCCGGACCAGCGAGUUCCGUGGCGAUAUGCUGGACGAGCGAGGCACCGUGGAUAAACGACAGACUAGGACAAAUAAGCGCAGCGCAGCCACGCACACUCCGUCAUCCAGCCAGGCAAUUCCCAAAAGAUCCUCGGCGUCGCGUCUGCCGCAGCCGUUGAACUUGGAGCGCGAUCGGGCCAGUCAAAUGGGCGUGACGCCCAAGCGAGUCCACCGAUUUGUGCCCUCCACCGCGGAGCGCGCUGUUCCCCUGCACUCCGACAAGAAAUGGGUGGCGGAGCGGGCACAGCAGAUACUGGAAUACCUCAACGCCGUCCAGCAUAGCGAGGGACCCAUCAGCGGACUCAUCUCGGAUCUUUUUAGCCGGGCCGGCGGACUGCGGCACAUGACCAUCAAGCAGUUCGUGGCCAUUCUCAACUAUUUGUUCCAACACAUUUGGCGCAACAAGGUGACCGUGGGCCAGAACCACGUCGAGGACAUUACCAGCGCCAUGCAGAAACUCCAAUAUCCCUAUCAGGUAAACAAAUCCUGGCUAGUGUCGCCUACAACCCAGCAUUCCUUCGGCCACGUGAUCGUCCUGCUGGACUUUCUCAUGGACUUUGCACCACCUCUGCCCUCCGCGGAUGAGCUGGACGAAGAGUUUCCCUUCAUGGAGACCACCGAGCAGCCCAGCUCGUAUCUGAACAGCAUGCACUGCGAAACGAUGGCCACCAUGUCCACCACCCAGGUGCAUGCCGUGCAGCUGGACGAGGAGGUCAACGCACUGCUCUUCACUGAGGCCAGCAAAUGCAUUGUCCUGUGGGAUCAGGAACUCUCCAAGGAGGAGGCCAUGUUGCAGGCGAAGACCAGCGAUCAGGUGAUUAGCAAGAAGUGCGAUUUGCCGGAUCGCGAAGCCCUCGACCAGAAGAUCGUCGAACUAAGGGGGAAGUUGCAGCAUCUAGAAGAUAAGCUGCAGAAUCCCAGCGACGACAAGAAACUAGAGAAACUGGAGCGGCUCAACAAGGAGCAGGAUAAGCUCAGCCAACAGCUGACUGGCGUCCAGGAGCAACUCAACGAGCAGAUAAACGCUUUCGGCCAGCUGUCCGCCAACGUUGAGGAAAAACAGGCGGAGAUUAAGAAGCAAUUGAAGUACGAGCAGCGCCUGGAGCAGGCUGUAAACAGACAGAAGUACUCCGCCCAGCAGCUGAAAACGCUUCAGAUGAAGUGCAACGAUAUGGAGAACUACUCCAAGGCCUACGAGCGCCAGGUGAAGGAGGUUUCUGAGCUGGAGCUUCACCAGCAGGUGAUGCUUUCGCGGGCCAAGCAAAAGCAGCUGGACUCCGUCGAGGCUUUCAACUCGCAUGCCCGCCACUUGGGCAUGGACCCGGUGAUUUGCGGCCUGGUGAAGGGCGGCGGUGGCCAGCCGUUGGACUUAACGCUGCCGCUUAAUCCCAAGCAGGAAGACAUCGCUGAGCGGACCCAGUGCCUCGAGUUACUGGGCAAUCUUCUUCAUCAGCAGCGCCAAGAGAACAUCGAGCGGUGUCAGAUGCUGGAGCAGCAGAUAACCAAGUUGAAGAACGAUACCCUGGAUGUGGACACGGAAAUCGAAACCCUGAGUACACACCUGAGGGCGCAGGCACAUCGAUUGAACAAAAUGGAGACGGGCUAUCGCACCAAGCGCGAGAUGAAGAUGCAGCACCAGCAGCAGCUGCUGGAGAAUCAGUACGAUCAGAUCGCCCGCCUGGAGGAGCUGGAGAAGCAGCAGGCCCAGGCGCUGGAGAAGCUUAAGAUCAGCGAGCAGAAGAACGAAAAUCUAGUCGCCGCCGCCGAGCAGUAUCAGGAGCAGGAUCACGAAGUCCGCAACGCAGCCCUCGACGACUGCGAGCAAAAGCUGGCCGAAGCGGAGAAGGAGCUGGAGGCCCUGGAAUCCAAGCUAACUUCCAGCCAGGCUAAGCUGUCCGAUGCCGAGCAACGUGUGCUCUCCGCCCCACUGCCCUCCUUUGAGCCAGUGAUGCAGGCCAUCAAGAAGCGCUGAUGCGGUUCUAUCACUUUGUUAUACAGGUGUUAAGUAUUUAUUAAAAAACCGGUUUUAAAUGAA